GAUAUUUUCUUUUGGGCUCCGUCGCGAGCAAUGGGGGCCCAAUUCACCAGGGCCCGGCCUGCCGUGGGGGAUUUGGUGGUAGUCGUGGGGGAUGAGUUGCGUCUGGGCCGGCUCUUCGCCGACGACGGCACGGAGCAGCCCUUCUUGGUGAGGUUUACGGAUGCACUGGAGCCCGAGCUUGCUUGGUUUGGCACUGGCGCCGUGCAAAUCUUCGACCCUGCGCUAGAAGAGCACAGCGCAGUGAUGCCGCUGGAGCAGGAGAACUGCCCCAUUUGCUUCACUGCCUUCGACGAGGAGUCUCACGUUAUCACCCCGUGCAACCACAGCUUCUGCCGGCAAUGCAUCGAGAAGGCUCUUGCAGCUUGCCAAACCGGCGACCCCACAGAGCGGCCCUGUCCCCUGUGCCGGCAGACGGUGAGCCUUUUUGCAUUGCAGCUGGCACACAGCGGCGACCGGAUGCAUUUCUUGAGCGACGACCUCUCGCCUCUGGAUGGCAGCAUCUUCGUGCUCCGCAGCCAUGGCGAGGUGGGUUUCGCAUCGUUUCACUUUGAGCGGGACACUGCCUACAUCAGUCAUAGCUCUGAGCGGUGCACAUUUGCCGGCCUUGUCCUGGACAAUGGCAGCGAGCCGCCCAGAAAGAAAAUGUUCGAGAGGACCUUCUGGCACGAGGGCUCAAGGACUUUUCACGGCGAGCUUAAUUGGUCACCAGCCACUUGGUACGGCGCUGAACGCUGGCGCAUUGUCAUGCAAUUUUCCAAGGACCUCAUGCAUGUGACCACUGGGGUCAUGAAGCUGAGAAGUCACCGGCACGCCUGCCUUCUGGAUGGCAUUUGGAAGGUGGAUUGGGGCGACAAGACGGAGGGCGAGCUGAUCCGUGUCCAGGGUGGCAUGUGGGAGCAAAGGGGCAUGCGCUACUGGCUGAACCUCACGGAACCCACGCGGCCCUGUUUCGUGUGGCGGGGCCUGGGGGUUCUGCAGUUCUGCGAGCUGGAGAACAACCCGCAGUUGGAGGACGGCCGCAAAUUGGUGUGGGCCACUGAUGACCCGGAGUAUCCCUCCAUAACCUGGCAGCGGUUAAGAGGUCCGCCUGACCGCUACGACCGCAUCGUUUUUUACAAGCUCCUGGGGCCUAAUGGCUUUGAAUACGUUCGGUACCAGGCGCUCACCUCAGAGGUGCAUUUUAGACCUGGGACUCCCUUCGGCAACUGCUUUGUGCAGAAUCUGCGGCUGGGGGUGGAGAGCUAUCACUUCGAGGAAAUGCGCGAAGAUGAGGUGCUGCGAGGCUACGUCUCCUACGAAAAUGCCAGCGAUUGGCCGCUCAUGGACAACGGAGCGCCGGUGCCGUACCGGGUGCCCUUUGAAAAGACCAGCUGGGACCAGGCAUCGCGGAGCUUCGCGGGGGAGGUGGACUUUGUGCGGCACUACAGCAGCACGUGGCAAGGGCGUGCUCAGGUGGUCUACAAGAUGGUCUUUGACCCGUGUUAUUUGUACAUAGAAUCGGGCUUCAUGCAGUCCAUCAAACUCGAUGGAAGCGCCUGCAUGGAGUGCGUGACCCUCUUUGGGCGCGACCUCCUCUACGUGAACGCGGAUGCUGGUCGCUUUCUUCGUGGCAAGGGACAGACCUUUGAGGAGGCGAUGAGCGCCUUGGGUCUCCAGCCCUCGCACUCGCUGCGACAGGCCUUUGACGCGGCCGGCUGAGC
This is a messenger RNA of Effrenium voratum, 1700 nucleotides long. Lineage: Eukaryota; Dinophyceae; Suessiales; Symbiodiniaceae. The record is from the annotation of a GenBank genome assembly.